CAGGGUUAUUCGUCUUCCUCCAUUUGAUUAUCUGGGCGUGAUUUUGUGAUUCAAUUAUGCUGACCAAGUUCGAGACCAGUAGCAACCAAGUUAGAGGUUUGAGCUUUCACCCUAAAAGACCAUGGAUUCUCUCCAGUUUGCACACUGGCGUCAUCCAGCUCUGGGAUUAUCGUAUGGCUACUUUGAUCGAUACGUUUGAGGAACACGACGGACCUGUUCGUGGUGUUCAUUUUCACCAUUCUCAGCCUCUCUUCGUCUCCGGAGGUGAUGAUUACAAGAUCAAAGUUUGGAACUACAAAACACACAAGUGUCUUUUCACUCUUCUUGGUCAUCUCGAUUAUAUCCGCACGGUUCAGUUCCAUCACGAGUGCCCUUGGAUUGUCAGCGCCAGUGAUGACCAGACCAUACGCAUAUGGAACUGGCAAUCACGGACUUGUGUCUCUGUCUUGGCUGGCCACAACCACUAUGUUAUGUGUGCUUCUUUCCAUCCAAAAGAAGACCUCCUCGUAUCGGCUUCCUUAGAUCAGACUGUCCGUGUUUGGGAUAUUGCUCCUCUCCGGAAGAACAAGACUCCUCCUGCUGAUGAAGACGACAUCAUGGGGUUGACUCAAAUGAACAGUGAUCCUUUUGAUGCCACAGUCAAGUACGUCCUUGAAGGUCACGACAGAGGUGUAAACUGGGCUGCUUUUCAUCCCACCCUGCCUCUUAUUGUCUCCGGUGCAGAUGACCGCAAAGUAAAGCUGUGGCGUACCAAUGAAACUAAAGCAUGGGAAGUGGAUACACUGCGAGGGCAUUCGAGUAACGUUUCGUCAGUUAUGUUCCACGCGAAACAUGACUUAAUUGUAUCCAACUCGGAGGAUAAGAGCAUCCGUGUCUGGGACGCUACCAAGCGAACUGAAAUCAAGACUUUCCGUCGCGAAAACGAUAGAUUCUGGAUACUCGCAGCUCAUCCCGAGACGAAUCUACUAGCAGCCGGACACGACAGCGGAUUGAUCGUCUUCAAACUUGAAAGAGAGCGUCCUGCGUUUGCUUUGAGUGGUGAUUCUUUGUUCUACGCCAAGGAUGGUUUCUUGCGUCGCUACGAAUAUUCAACUCAGAAAGACUCCCAAGUUAUCCCUAUACAGCGUCGUACUCCUGACAGUUCUCCAAGCUUGAAUCAGAGUCCUCGUCCAAGGACUCUAUCAUACAGUCCGACGGAAAAUGCAGUUUUGAUCAGCUCAGAUCUUGAUGGCGGUUCUUACGAGCUGUACAUCAUACCAAAAGAUAGGAGUGAGGAUGCGAAGAGGGGGACUGGUGGUGGUUCUGCCGUAUUCAUCGCCCGUAAUCGGUUUGCUGUUCUCGAUAAAAGCACCGGCCAGGAGGAGGUGGUGGUGGUGCUAGUAGUGAAGAAUCUAAAGAACGAGGUGGUUAAAAAGAUUCCUCUCCCUAUUCCCACCACAGAUGCUAUCUUUUACGCUGGGACCGGAACUCUGCUAUGUAGAUGUGAGGAUAAAGUGGUUACGUUCGACCUUACGCAAAGACUUGUCCUCGGUGAAGUUCACACACCGUCCGUUAGGCAUGUUGUUUGGUCUAAUGAUAUGGAGAGUGUUGCUUUGCUCAGCAAGCAUACUAUCAUUCUCGCCAGCAAAAAACUUGCCCUCUUGUGCACGCUCCACGAGACGACAACACGUGUGAAGAGUGGAGCUUGGGAUGACGACAACGGUGUCUUCAUCUACACUACUUCGAAUCAUGUCAAGUACUGUCUUCCUAAUGGGGACAGUGGAAUCAUCCGAACCCUGGAUGUCCCUAUCUACGUCACCAAGGUUUCGGGUGAUAAAAUCUUUUGCUUGGAUCGGGACGGGAAAAACAGGGAGAUCACCGUUAAUGCUAGUGAGUACAUGUUCAAGCUUGCGCUGAUGGGAAAGAGAUUUGAUCAUGUAGCGAGGAUGAUAAAAAGCUCUCGGAUAAGUGGGCAGGCUAUGGUUGCUUACCUGCAGCAGAAAGGGUUCCCUGAAGUUGCAUUACAUUUUGUUGAAGAAGAAGAAGGCGACGAGAGGGUCCGGUUCAACCUGGCUAUUGAAAGUGGAAACAUGAGUGUAGCUGUUGCGUCCGCUACAAAUAUUAACGAGGAAGAUUACUGGUAUAGACUUGGAGUGGAGGCUCUUCGCCGAGGAGGCAACUCUGGUAUCGUCGAGUUUGCGUACCAGCAGACGAGGAACUUCGAGAGGUUGUCUUUUCUUUAUCUUAUUACUGGUAAUCUUGAAAAGCUUUCAAAGUUGAUGAAAUUGAAGAAGGGCGUAAUGGGUCAGUUUCACAAUGCUCUCUACAUGGGAGAUGUUUAAGAGCGUACUAAGAUACUGGAGAACGCUGGUCAUUUGCCUCUAGCGUAUAUCACUGCUUCGGUUCAUGGUUUAGAGGAUAUUGCUGAGCGGCUUUCGAUGGCGCUGGGAGACGAUGUGCCGUCAUUGCCUCAAGGGAAAACUCACUCGCUUCUGAUGCCACCGACUCCCGUCGUGUGCGGUGGUGAUUGGCCUCUUCUGAGAGUGAUGAAAGGAAUUUUUGAAGGAGGACUUGAGAGUGCAAAUGAAGAAGAUGAUGUUGAAGAAGGCGAUUGGGGUGAUGCACUUGCAGAAGAAGAAGAAGAAGAAGAAGAAGAAGGUUCUGGAUGGGAGGGACUUGAGCUUCCACUACAGCUUGACACUCCUAAGGUGUCUGCCUUUAUGACACCUAGUCAAGGUAUGGCCGUAAGUCAGAUAUGGAGCCAGGAAUCUCUCCUUGCUGCUGAGCAAGCUGCAGCGGGAAGCUUCGACAUUGCAAUGCGUCUCCUCAACAGACAGCUUGGCAUAAAGAACUUUGCGCCUUUGAAAUCGAUGCUUCUUGAUCUGCUCAUUGGCAGCCAAAGCUAUCUUCCUGCUUUCUCUUCGUCUCCUGUGGUUCCACUCGCCGUUGAGCGUGGAUGGAGCGAGUCUUCCAGCCGUGGCCCACCAGCUCUUGUUUAUGAACUCUCUCAGCAAGAAGAGAAGCUCAAAUCUGGCUAUAAAGCUACAACGAGCGGGAAACUGACCGAGGCUCUCCGGCUCUUCCGCUCUAUCCUCCACACCAUCCCUCUACUGGUGGUCGAGUCAAGAACUGAAGUCGAGGAGGUUAAGGAGCUCGUCACCAUCGUCAACGAAUAUGUCCUCGGUCUUAAAAUGGAGCUUAAGAGAAGAGAGACCAGAGAUGAUCCAGUGAGGCAGCAGGAGCUCGCUGCUUACUUCACUCACUGCAACCUCCAACCACCUCACUUAAGACUCGCCCUGUUUAGUGCAAUGGGAGUCUGCUACAGGGCGAGGAACCUCGCCACUGCCUAUAACUUCGCCAAAAGAUUGUUGGAAACCAACCCAACGGAAAGCCAAGCCAAGACGGCUAGACAAAUUGUUCAAGCCGCUGGACGCAACAUGACUGAUGCAACCGAGCUCAACUACGACUUCAGAAACCCUUUUGUGAUAUGCGGGUCAACGUAUGUCCCCAUCUAUAGAGGACAGAAAGACGUGUCGUGUCCUUACUGCACUGCUCGGUUUGUACCGAGCCAGGAAGGAAACAUCUGUGCGAUCUGUGAUCUUGCAGUCAUUGGCGCGGAGGCAUCUGGUUUGCUAUGCUCUCCUUCUCAAGUCCGGUGA
This is a messenger RNA of Brassica oleracea var. oleracea, 3638 nucleotides long. Its product is annotated as coatomer subunit alpha-1. Gene Ontology annotation, molecular function: structural molecule activity; protein binding. Gene Ontology annotation, cellular component: COPI vesicle coat. Gene Ontology annotation, biological process: endoplasmic reticulum to Golgi vesicle-mediated transport; intracellular protein transport; retrograde vesicle-mediated transport, Golgi to endoplasmic reticulum. Lineage: Eukaryota; Viridiplantae; Streptophyta; Magnoliopsida; Brassicales; Brassicaceae. The record is from RefSeq and is a predicted model, not a curated record.